AAUUAGAAAAAGUUACAUCGAACAUCUCCUAUAAUGACCAUAGUAAUGCCUAUAAUAAUGAUUAUGGUAAUACCUAUGAUAAUGAUCAUAGUAAUAACCAUGGUAAUGACUAUAGUAAUGAUACUGAUGAUAAUUGUAGUACAACUAGCAAGCGAAGUAAUGGAAGUGAGUUGUAG
This is a messenger RNA of Racocetra persica, 176 nucleotides long. The record is from the annotation of a GenBank genome assembly. Lineage: Eukaryota; Fungi; Glomeromycota; Glomeromycetes; Diversisporales; Gigasporaceae.